UAUAUAAGUUUUCUUAAGAUUAAGAUGGUGUUGGUUACAUAUGCACAGCUACCUAUGUUGGGUGGUUGCUUAACCUUGAAUUUUUAACUAAAAUCAGCGUUGGAUUUGUUUUCGACUUUUUAGACACUUGGCAGUGUCGUGCUUUAGACUGCAAAGGAGAUGCGGCUAUCAUGGAAGCUGCUUUGAAAGCUCAUAACUCUCGAAGUAUUGGAGCCAGUAUUGAUAUCAAAGGAAAUCUGCAACACGAGCUUUGUUCAAAAUUCCAAAGAGAGAAGAUUAAGAUGGUGUUGGUUACAUAUGCAUUCACAGCUAUCUAUGUUGGGUGGUUGCUUACACUUGAAUUUUUAACUAAAAUCAGCGUUGGAUUUGUUUUCGACUUUUUAGACUGCAAAGGAGAUGCGGCUGUCAUGGAAGCUGCUUUGAAAGCUCAUAACUCUCGAAGAGAGCUGCUUGCAUCUGGAAAUGUAACGACGGACAAAGGUAAUAUGCCAUCAGGUGCGGACAUUUACAAAUUGAAUUACAAAUGCUAUGUUGAAAAUGAGGCACGUAAAGGAGUCCAGAAUUGCAAAGAAGGAGAAUCCAAUAGAUUUCUUGGAGAAGAGAACAGCUUGUGGGUACCCAUCUUCGGAGUACGCACCCCAGCUGAGGCAGUUGAAUAUGCGGCUAACCAUUGGUGGAGCAGGGUGGCAUCAGCUGACCCAACAGACCUUAGAAUCACAUCUGGGUGGCUCACACCACCUCUGCGUUCAUUCACUUUGAUGGGCUAUGGAUACAACGACCAAAUAGGCUGCGCCGUUAAGGAGUGCGGCGAAUUUUACUUUGUAAAAUGCCGCUACAAACCAGAGUAA
This is a messenger RNA of Strongylus vulgaris, 848 nucleotides long. The record is from the annotation of a GenBank genome assembly. Lineage: Eukaryota; Metazoa; Nematoda; Chromadorea; Rhabditida; Strongylidae.